GUCAGGAUGUGAGUUUGGGUGGGCAUUCUAUGUUUUCUGUUUCUAUGUUGGUUUAUGGGUUGCCUGGUAUGGCUCUUAAUUAGAGGCAGGUGUUUGGCGUUCCUCUAAUUAAGAGUCAUAUUUAGGUAGGUGUUUUCACAGUGUUCGUUGUGGGUGGUUGUCUCCUGUGUCUGUGUAUGUCGUUGCGCCACACGGGACUGUUUUCGGUUUGUUUGUUUUUUCGGUUUAUGUAGUCUGUUCCUGUUUCAUGCGUUCUUCGUUAUAUGUAAGUUCUUAUGUUCAGGUGCGUCUACGUCGUUUGUUGUUUUGUUAGUGUAUAGUCGAGUUCGUGUUUUCUUUAAUAAAUAUGUCUUCAAACUCCGCUGCAUUUUGGUUCAAUCCCUGCUCCUCCUCUUCUGAUGAAGAGGAAGAGGAAAACCGUUACACUCCUGCUUUCUUUUACUAAUGGUGGUAACAGUCUCCUGCCUUCUUUUACUAAUGGUGGUAAAAGUCUCCUGCCUUCUUUUACUAAUGGUGGUAACAGUCUCCUGCCUUCUUUUACUAAUGGUGGUAAAAGUCCCCUGCCUUCUUUUACAAAUGGUGGUAACAGUCUCCUGCCUUCUUUUACUAAUGGUGGUAAAAGUCUCCUGCCUUCUUUUACUAAUGGUGGUAACAGUCUCCUGCCUUCUUUUACUAAUGGUGGUAACAGUCUCCUGCCUUCUUUUUGUGAUGGAAAAGGACUUGAGUAAAUGAGCAGUGUCAGAGUACCAUGAUGUUCAAGUAGAGUAAGUAAAUAUGUUUCUCUCAACUCAUGAAGUGUCAUCCCAUCCUUUAAGUUGUAGACAGUGCUGGAUGAGUCCAUUAAUGUUGGCUUUAUAGUCAGUCGUUGCAGGAGGCUCAUCUUCAUGCAGAAUGGAAGGAUUCCUGUCUCUUUUGAGGAAUGGGCUGUUAGCAGUAUUUACAACACCAGGGUCAUGUUUUACUGCUUGCAUCUUUUUAAGUUUUCCCAUCUUGCAUUUUAUAGUUGUAUCCAACCUAUGCAUUGGUAUUGAUAGUAGUACUUCACUUCUAUAUUUAAUUUGUCUAGAGGACAAUCCUAUCUGCCAAUGGAGUGACAGCAUUGAGUUGGAUAUAGACUACCAUUGGUUGUCCUUAUUUUCCCCAAUAUCCACAAAUUAUCUGACAGCAUGUGGUUCCAUACUGUCUCCUGAUUUGUUGUCAUGGUCCGUCUGCACAGAUGACGUGUCCGGCAGCAGCGCUGAGUACCCAGACCGUGUGUCCAUGAUGGAGGGGCGUCUGCAGUCGCAGGAAGAUGAGAUCACGCUACUGAAGUCAUCACUGGCCGACGCGCUACGCAGGCUCCGCCUCCACGACCAGUUGAUCCCCCUGCUUAAACAGCAGAUCAUCGCAGUAAACCCUGCAGCCUCCCGUGUCCUGAACCAGGUUUACUGCUCUGACGGUUUCUCCAGCUCCCGUAAACUGUCCUCCAGCUCAGCCCUGGACAGCCCCCGCCACCCUGCCACCAGCCAAGUACUAAACAGCACUGAAGGUGAGAAUGGCUCUAAUGGUGAGAAUGGCUCUAACUCUACAUCCCCGGGCCUCAUACAUAAGAUCCCAACGUAUGAUCGGGCUACCCAGACAGACCUCACUCCUCUGAUGCAGGAGCUAGACAGGGUCCCCCUUGCUCUCACCAGGCCCGUCCAGAGUCUCUCCCUGGAGGAUGCCCUCCCCGAGGGGAUGUCUCUGACAGAGGAGGCUCGGGCCAAGUUCCACCACAUCCAGGGACUAGAACUGGAGGAGCAGGAGAAGGAUGAGGAAGGGGAGGAGAAGGACCUGAGUUGGGCGUCUUCCGUAGAGGAGGCCAUCCACCCCACCGCCAUCAGGAACCUCCAGAGAGAUGACCUCCAGAACCCAAAUGGCUCCACGGAGAGCUUGAGCUCAGCCUCCCAGACCCCAAUCUCAGGGUCCCCAGCCCCCCCUAAGGACCUGUCCGUCAGCCCCCGGAGCGGACCUCUCUCCACCAUCCUGGAGGGCGAGAAGAAACCCCUAAGUCCAUCAGCUCAACCCUGCCACACCAUGGAAACUAAGAGAGCUCGCAGGAACAGUGAGAAACUGGUGAAGGAGCCCCAGGAAAAGACAAAGAAGCUGCUGGACAAAAAGGCGGCAUCCUCGGCCAACCUACUUAACAGAUCCCCCAGUCUGGAGAGCCGGACCAAGGAUCUUAUCGCCAGAGCAGGAUCUCCCGGGUCCAGACGAGGAACCCAAGGUCAAUCAAUCAAGAUGUUCAUCCGUGGUCGACCAAUCACCAUGUAUGUCCCCUCCAACAUCCAGAACUACGAGGACCUGAGGAUGGAGCCACCUGUAGAGAAACUGGAACUCGAUUGGGUCUACGGUUACCGAGGACGGGACUGCCGGGCCAACCUGUACCUGCUGUCGUCGGGUGAGGCGGUGUACUUCAUCGCCUGUGUGGUGGUGUUGUACCACAUCAACAACCGGACACAGCGCCACUACCGCAAACACACCGACUGUGUCCGCUGUCUGACCAUCCAUCCAGACAAGGUACGGGUGGCAUCAGGACAGACAGCGGGGGUGGACAAGGAUGGAAAGCCCCUGCAGCCUUAUGUCCAUAUCUGGGAUUCCUCCACACUGAUCACCCUACAACAGAUAGGACUGGGCACCUUUGAGAGAGGUGUAGGGUCUGUGGCUUUCUCCUUUGCAGAUGCUGGAGCCUUCCUCUGUGUGAUUGAUGACUCCAAUGAACACAUGCUGUCUGUGUGGGACUGUGCCAAAGGAACCAAGCACACAGAGGUUAAGAGCACCAACGAGGCAGUGUUUGCAGUGGAGUUCAACCCCAGCGACAGCACCAACAUUAUCACUUGUGGAAAGUCUCACAUCUAUUUCUGGACCCUGAGUGCAGGCUCACUCACCAAGAAACAGGGCAUCUUCGGGAAAUACAAGAAACCCAAGUUCAUCCAGUGCUUCCUGUUUAGCCUGACGGGAGAUGUGCUGACCGGGGACUCCGAGGGGAACAUCCUGACAUGGGGCAAAUCACCCGGCGACGUCAAGACACUGGGGAAAGGAGCCAAAGAGACGUUCCAGAUCAUGCGUCAGACACGGGCCCAUGACGGCAGUGUGUUUACGCUGUGUAUGCUGCAGGGGGGCGCUCUCCUCAGCGGCGGGGGCAAAGACCGCAAGAUAAUCCGCUGGAGCACAGACCUGGCGCCCGAAAGAGAGUGUGAGAUUCCAGAAAAGUUUGGUGCGGUCCGUUGCAUCACAGAUGUAAACGGGGAAGAGGUGUUGGUUGGUACCACCCGAAAUGCCAUCUUGAGGGGCACUUUCUCUGACGGCUUCGUGGCCAUAGUGCAGGGUCAUGUGGAUGAGAUGUGGGGUUUGGCUACUCACCCCUCUCAGGAUAUCUUCCUCACCUGUGGACAUGACAGACAGGUGUGCGUGUGGAACACAGAGGAGCACAAACUGGACUGGUGCACCACGCUGGAGGAGUAUGGGCUGUGUGCAGACUUCUGUCCUAAUGGGGCCGUGGUGACUGUUGGGCUCAGCACAGGCAGAUGGCUGGUUCUUGACCUGCAGACCAAAGAGGUGAUCUCAGACUACACCGACGGGAAUGAACAGCUGUCCGUCAUGAGAUAUUCACCAGACGGUAGCUUUUUGGCCGUGGGUUCCCAUGACAACUUCAUCUACGUCUACAACGUCACCGAGAGUGGACGGCGCUACUCCCGCUACGGAAAGUGCAAUGGUCACUCCAGCUUCAUCACUCACCUUGAUUGGUCCAAAGAUGGGAAGUACAUUAUGUCCAAUUCGGGCGACUACGAAAUCCUUUACUGGGACGUUGCUGGAGGUUGUAAACUGUUGAGGAACCGCUAUGAGAGCAAAGACCGAGAAUGGGCGUCCUACACCUGCGUACUGGGCUUCCACGUCAUGGGUGUGUGGUUGGAAGGUUCAGACGGUACAGACAUCAACGCCCUCUGUCGCUCCCACAGUGAGAGGGUGGUAGCGGUGGCUGAUGACUUCUGUAAAGUCCACCUCUUCCAGUAUCCCUGCCCAAAACCCAAGGCCCCAAACCACAGUUAUGAAGGCCACGGCAGUCACGUGACCAAUGUGCGCUUCACCCACUGUGACAGUCACUUGCUCUCUAUGGGUGGCAAGGACACCUGUAUCCUCCAGUGGGAGGUCAAGAGAGCAGGAACAGGGGAUGGUGGAGACCGCCUACACUCUGCAUCCUUCGCCAGUUCCCAAGAACCUUAAAGGAGGGAAAGAGACAUUAAGAGAAAAUCAAAUCACAUUUUAUUGGUCACAUGCGCCAAAUACAACAGGUGAAGAAGACCUUACAGUAAAAUGCUUACAUACAAGUCCUUAACCAGUUCUACCUAAAUAGAGUUAAGAAAAUAUUGACUAAAUAAACUAAAGUAAAACAUUAAAAAGCAACACAAUAAAAUAACAAUAACGAGGCUAUAUACAUGGUACCAAGUCAAUGUGUGGGGGUACAGCUUAGUCAAAGUAAUUUGCACAUGUAGGUAGGGGUAAAGACAGAGAGUGAUAGAGAAGCAGAAGGGAGAGACAUUUUUACAGAGUGGGGAGUAACGUAGACAGAGAGGGAACUGGCUGGCCCUUGUAUAUCAUCAGUACAAAAGUUGUAAGGUCAGCCAAGGACCUGUGGUGUAUUGUUUCAUCGGAUUCUUACAGUACAGAAGGCUUUGGAUUCCAUAGGAUUCUCUUUUCAAGCAUGAUGAAGUUUUGUUUUUACAGAUAUUAGACCCACAUGAUGAAAUGGAAACGUUACUACAUCUGGGCACAAUCUACUUCUCAAUUUCAGUUACAUUCCUAGUCUGACAUUUGAAAAAGGUCAAGCUUUCGAAUCAACUGCCUGUUUGACUGCCAUCAUCAACUGACGACAAAGGGAUCAAUUGUUGAGAACAUUCCAAAAUAUUCCAUUUUGUUUACCAUACAAGCGUACCGUAGUGGUGUUUUAUGGUUAUUCUCUUGUCCGAAAAGUAAUAUCAUAUAUAUUUUGCUUUAUUGCUAUCUCUAGGAAUAUUGACCUCUUUUGUGCUUCAAACGUUUGCAUUUUGCUAGACGGUGACAAUCUUUCAAGUGCAUUUACUCAUUAGUUUCAAUUGCAAUAUCUCCUGUAUUAGACAAAUUAAUGUGUACCUUAUUGUAGUACACUUUUGUAUUUGAUAUCUUCUGUGUUUAUUUAAAAGUACUUUUGAAUGUGUCAUUGUUUCCUAUGUCUAGAUAUUUCUAUCAAUAAACAAUUACAAAAAACUA
This is a messenger RNA of Salvelinus fontinalis (brook trout), 5265 nucleotides long. RefSeq names its product EMAP like 3 (gene eml3). The transcript has 24 exons. Gene Ontology annotation, cellular component: mitotic spindle. Bases 892 to 4242 code for a protein of 1116 amino acids. The record is from RefSeq and is a predicted model, not a curated record. Gene Ontology annotation, molecular function: microtubule binding. NCBI's taxonomy places the organism in Eukaryota, Metazoa, Chordata, Actinopteri, Salmoniformes, Salmonidae. Gene Ontology annotation, biological process: microtubule cytoskeleton organization.